This is a messenger RNA of Plasmopara halstedii, 1641 nucleotides long. RefSeq lists its product as hypothetical. The record is from RefSeq and is a predicted model, not a curated record. Gene Ontology annotation, biological process: protein autoubiquitination. The transcript has a single exon. NCBI's taxonomy places the organism in Eukaryota, Oomycota, Peronosporomycetes, Peronosporales, Peronosporaceae. Bases 1 to 1641 code for a protein of 546 amino acids. Gene Ontology annotation, molecular function: ubiquitin-protein transferase activity.
AUGGACGGCAUGCAGCAGCAGCGCGUUCUGGCUGACGGUUGGGGUCAGCAAAGUUCUGGCAGCGUCUUUUGCGCUGACUCGAGUCUGCGUUACAUCUAUGAGAGUCACGCUCUUGCGUCACAGCAGAGCAGCUAUAACACCAGCAACAAAGCGUCAUCUCACGUCUACAAUAGUAAGAAUCAUCAUUCUAACGACAUGAUAAUUGCUGGAAAGCGUCCUCGAGAUUAUUCGACUGACGACCAACGAAGUUAUGAAGGUAUCGAUCUUUUCGAGGCAGAAAUUGCUCGGGCUUGCAAUAGUAUUCGGAAACAAGGAGCUGAUUUGCCUCAUUCGUAUGGCGAGUGCUCUGUCUGUUUGAGCACCAACGCAUACGCACAAAUCUCUUCGUGUGGUCACAUUUUUCAUCCAAAUUGCUUCUUGAGAUGGUUUCGAUUAAAUCGAUCCUGUCCACUUUGUCGUGGUGCAGUGGACAAAGUUCAGCUUGCGCAGACGAUUACAGUCCAAGACGAUUUGGAGGCAAUGAUAGCUGAACUUGACGAUGAGCCACUUCAUUUAGUCUCGCAGCAACUUCCACGUCUAGAGUCUGAAUUGGAUGAUCCGUUGCUCACGAACUCAGACCAAUUAAUGUCGUUUUUCGAGUCGGAUUUGAAUGCAGACAUGAACCUCGUAGCAUUUGACGAAUUGAGUUCAAAUGAUAUUCCGACAGAAUUUGAACUGGCUUGCAAGCAGCAAACGGACGGAGAUGAAGCAAUGGAAGUAGAGCUUGAUGAUAGGGUAGAUACUAGAGACAAUCAAGAGGUUGAGAGAUAUGUGGUGCAGCAGUAUCCACCGGCGUCGACUGUGCCGAAUUAUUGGAAUGUAUUGAACCAGGGAAUCGCGCCAUCUAUCAUGCCACCAGCUCCUGCUGUCCCACCUUUUGUGCCGAACCACCAGAAAAUGGUUCACAUUGCACCAAAGCCAGAGAUCAGAACGGUGCACCAGCAAACCCGAUCAACGACUUUUAACACGACAGAAAAACCAUUUCAAAGUUCAGUAGCUCGAUUCUCGCAGCAAACACCAAUUCACCAGCAUGUGACUCGUUCAGUAUCAUGCAGGUGCACUGGAGGCUGCCGGAACGGUCGCUGUGCGUGUGUCAAAGAGGGCGGUAUGUGUGGUACCUCGUGCCGCUGCACAUCUUGCAAGAAUCCCUUUUUGAUGGUCAAAGCAACUGGCGCAGAUAUGACUGCUCUGUUUGAAGACCAUUGCUUCAUGCACAAUGUGUCGAAGACUCGAGAUAUGGUACAACGAUUACAGGAAACAGUGUCUGUACCAUGUUGUGAGACUAUGAUGAAGGUCGUCGACUGUGUGCACGGCUUUAAAUGCAAGCCAUGCAAUCGCGACUAUAAGUUUUCAUGGUGUUUGAGUAAACUAUUAGACAGUGAACGUACUCCGCGCAAUCAUUGUGCAAUUUGUAGACGAUGCUGUGAUCACCGCGACGUUCACUGCAAUGACUGCGGUCGAUGCUAUUUUGCUGGCGUAACUGCUAGCCUUCCAUGCCCAUGCAGAGAAGCGUCAAGUCAUAAGAAACGUCGUGAGAUUGCGCUGGUAGAUAAGACGGAGGAAGCGGAGGAUGAAGCUGACGGUGAUUGCUGUAUCAUGUAG